Messenger RNA from Phanerochaete carnosa HHB-10118-sp, 1152 nucleotides. RefSeq lists its product as uncharacterized. The annotation marks the transcript as partial. The transcript has 3 exons. Lineage: Eukaryota; Fungi; Basidiomycota; Agaricomycetes; Polyporales; Phanerochaetaceae. The record is from RefSeq and is a predicted model, not a curated record.
AUGUCGCGUAGCUCACGGCCGCCGAAGCGGCGUCACCGUCAGCUCCGAGGACGCGCUCUUACGGGCCCUGACAGCCCUUCUCAGGCUGUCGAUCCAGCCGACGACCCCGCUGCCUUCCCCCGGCACUGGUCCAGAGGGCAUCGAAAAGAUUCCUGGCCGUACUUGCUGCUCGGUUACGAGAAGGUCUCACGAAGCGGAGACGGUUCAGAAUUUGGUGCACUACCUAGUGGCAAGUUUGUCCGCCGCAUGGCCGUCGAUGCGAGAACACAGAAGGACGGCGACUCACCUCUGAAAUCCGUCUCCUGGAGCGAAACAACGGUGGCCCAGGUCGACGAUCGUUGCGUACAAGCCCCUCGGAGAGAAUUCAUCUCGCUCAUGUCCGGGAAAGGUCUACGCAAGUAUCAGAAGCAGAAGCUGGUGAAAUUCGAUGGUAUAGAUACGAAGCGUCUGCUGGAUAACUCGGAGAGCGAGAAGUACAUCCCACUUUGCGACAUUUUCAACGCUGUCGAGGAGCUUGCAAAGUCAAAAUUCCGAUGGAAAGUCGUCGCCAACCAUGGCGAGAGCGCUGAAGUUGACCAUAAACCUGAUCUUGCGCGUUAUCCCGUCGACGUUCCAGCCGCUGUACUAGCGUACACUCGUGAUAUGACUAAAGACGACCCCAAUAUCGCGCGAUGUGCCUGGGCUUGGAUGAACAGCUAUGUCGAAGUGAAGAACGCAGAAGUCAAGUCGCCAUUCUUCUUCGCGCACAACAUAGACAAGGACGGCAGGCAGAAAUUCCUUCGCCACAGCGACAUCGGCAGGAAGGCACGAGGCCAGUUCAUCAAGUAUGCCACCGAAGCUAUGCUCCGUCAACAUCGUACGCACUACUACUCAUUCUACUUGUCGGAGAUGUCUGCUCGUGUCUUCCGCUGGGAUCGCGUCGGGUGCAUCGCAUCGGAGCCAAUCGACCUUAGAGAGAAUCCUGAGGACUUUCUCGACAUCCUAUACCGUUUAGCCACGUCUCCGGAUCACGGCGGAGUCGACAACACUGUUCAGCUAGCUAACGCAGACGAAAUCUCCGUGCUGGAGAGUUACCAGCCCGGGGAUAACCUUGCGCUGCAAGAAUAUCACGAGUCUAUGCUAGAUGAUCAGUUGAGCUACCCUAUCUAUAAG